CAAUCCGCACUGUUUGUCCCUUACUGCUUCCACUCAUACUGUACACGGCGGGAGCCAACGUGAAAGUUGGAAAUCUGAAGGAAAACAGUGCGUCAUUCGCUUAUUUCUUGAUUUGAAGCGUAGGAAAUACUUAACUGACGGCUCUACCCGGGACAGCAAAGGGUUUGGGGGUGGAAGAUGUGCUCUCUGGCCCUGUUUCCCCCUCCGCUGCCCUGUGGACAGGCCACUCUGUGUGAGACAAACAACGAGCUGCUGUCCAGAUCAGCCUCCGAGGACUGCCUCAAACAGGAGUCCAGCCCUCUAAGUCUGUACUUCCCUCGGGAGUCGCUGAAGCCACACAGUCGAACAGAGAGCAGCAGUAAGGCGGCCUUUCUUGACCACUGUGAAACACUGUGGAUGAGGAGUGCAGCAGCAUGGCGGGAUGCUGGUCUCACUGGGCUGCUCAAUGAAAUCGCAAACUCCAGUGCAGAGGUGCCCAAGUGGCUCUCAGUGAGUUCUGGCUGUGUCCUGGCAUUGCUCCAAAGGAUCUCCUCUUUCCAUGGUUCCCUGUUUCCCCACCUCACAUUAAGUAGUGAGGAUAUGAUUGCUGAAUUUUCCCAAGUGCUGAAAUGGUCUGACUGUGCAGUGAGAGCCUUUGCCUGGCAUCCUCAUACAGACAAAUUUGCUGUAGCCCUUUUGGAUGACUCCAUUAAGAUCUACAACCCCAAAAGUGCCACAGCACCUACACUGAAGCACCGUCUACAGCGGAGUGUUGCUGCAGUGCAGUGGAAGCCCCUGUGUGCGUCUGCCCUGGCUGUUGCCUGCCAGAACUGCCUGCUGGUCUGGCAUGUGGAUCCCUGCUCACUGUCAACCAGGCCUUCCUCUGGCUGUGCCCAGGUCUUGUCCCAUCCUGGCCACUCUCCAGUCACUUCCAUCGCCUGGUCUCCAAGUGGAUCUUUCCUCGUGUCAGCCUCACCCAUGGACACCAACAUGAUGGUAUGGGAUGUAGCAGCAGAGAGCUGCGUGCCUCUUCAGCGUGUGGGAGGUGGCGGGGUCACCUUCCUGUCCUGGUCCCCUGACGGCAGCCAUGUGCUGGCUUCUACCCCUGCUGCCCUGUUCAGGGUGUGGGAGACGAGGAUGUGGACCUGUGAGCGCUGGCCGUGUUUGAAAGGACGCUGUCAGUCCGGUUGCUGGAGUCCAGACGGGAGUCGACUUCUGUUUACCGUUCAGGGAGAGACAGUCAUCUAUGCUCUGACCUUCACUGACACACCAGGAAUUCCUUCAAACACAAAAGGACCAAAGGCGGCAGCAGUGGUGGCUGACCUGUCAGAGACAACUUUUAACACACCUGGUGGAGACAUUGUUGUUGGUGGAGAGAUCCAGUCUUUAGCCUGGGACCCGAGAGGAGAGAGAUUGGCAGUGCUUCUCAAAGGUGAUCCUCAAGCCAGAGACCGUCCUGCUAUGAUAGCCGUGUUCAAGACAAGAACCAGCCCCAUUUUUGAACUCUUGCCAUGUGGUUUUGUCCAGGGGGAACCUGGCACAGAGCCGAGACUGAUGCAGUUUCACCCAAAUUUCCAGCAUGGAGCCCUGCUCACUGUGUGUUGGUCCAAUGGAAGAAUUACCCAUGUACCUUUCUAUUUCCUGAGUGCCGGGAUGGCCCGUCACGGCCUCGGUGGCAGUCCACCUCAGCCGCGCCCCGAGGAAAGGCCUGCUGACUACAUCAAUCAGACGCUCUAUACCGAGCUCACCACUUGACCUCAAAACUCACUUCCCCCAUCACACAUGCUUACUUAUCAUUAUUGCAAUUGUUUGUCAAUAAAUAUUUAGUUCUCGCUAAA
This is a messenger RNA of Myripristis murdjan (pinecone soldierfish), 1817 nucleotides long. It is a transcript of the gene aaas, whose product is annotated as achalasia, adrenocortical insufficiency, alacrimia. NCBI's taxonomy places the organism in Eukaryota, Metazoa, Chordata, Actinopteri, Holocentriformes, Holocentridae. Bases 178 to 1734 code for a protein of 518 amino acids. Gene Ontology annotation, biological process: nucleocytoplasmic transport. The transcript has 17 exons. Gene Ontology annotation, molecular function: protein binding. Gene Ontology annotation, cellular component: nuclear pore. The record is from RefSeq and is a predicted model, not a curated record.